CGUCAGCGUGCUCACAUUCUGCGGAGAAGGGGCGCCCUCUUCAAAGAGACGGGAGAAACCAGCAUGUUAUGCAGGAGAAUAAAGAAAAAACGCCUUGUUUGAAUUACACCAAACAUCUGGGGAGUCACAAGGUGAAUGAAGAUGAUAUACUCCCUCUCACCCAGAUCCUGUUUUGACUACUGGGUUACUGUCUACGUUAUCUCGCAAAGAAGAGGCGUCAUCCUCAGCAUCAGCAGAACCACCACCUCCACCCUCACCUCCCCUAACCCAACCCCACCCCACCCCACCCCACCCCUGAGAUGUGCGGGGCCGAUAAGGGGUUGCAAGGCUUGGCACUCUGGCUGUAAUGCCUGUCUAAUGGACAAUCCCCCAUGAAUAUUAGAUAUGCUUCCUCCGACUCAGAAAUGAAUCGGGGAGAGUGAAAAAAGUUCACCCCCAGGACUCUGAAUAGUGUUUUUCUUUUCAAUCUCUGAGUUUUUAUUCUAAUGGCCAAACAAACUUUUACAAGUCUGCAUAAAACCUUUAUUUUAACAAUAAACAAAAAGAACGUGUUGUGCAAUAAGUGGCCUGCUUACAGCCAGUUUUAUACCCUAAUGCAUGUGUAAUCGUCCACAGACAUUAGCCAGAGUGUUGAUGGGUGUGAUGCUUCUCCCCUGCUCUCUGUUCUGCUCUACUCUGCCCCCCGCAUCCUCCUCUCCCUCUGGGCUGGGCUUGAGGGAGAGAGGGGGGUGGUGGGUGUUGUGUUGUGGGAGUUACCUGCAGACCCCAGUACCAGUAACGGCAGCAGCGGAGCAGACUGGGAAGAGCCGGGCUAUGAGUUUGGAUGUGCGGGCUUGUGUUCCUCAGAAGUGGAGUUGUGAGAGAGAAUGGCAACGGAUAUUAUUGUUGGAGUGCUCUAUAACGUCCUUUUGCCAACUCUGCUGCUUACUGCGAUAUCCUUCAGGUACAAUGGCAUCUCUGUGGUGUAUCUGGUCUUUCUCCUGACCCUGCCCCUCCUGCCCUCCCCUAGUAUACACACCAUCAAAGGGAAGACGGGCAAGUUCCUGAUGUUCCUCUGCUGCACCAGCGUCACCUUCCUGGCCCUGCAGUGUGGAAUGCAGAUCGCCUUCUCCUACAUCCCUAAGCAUGUAAGCGGGAUUUGGGACCUGGUUCUCUAUCAUCUGGGUAUCGUGAGGUUCAGUGAUGUGGAUGCGGGUAACGUGUUCCGGCUGCUGGCUCCAGACCUGGGCCUGACGUGGUGUGGCCUCUUCAUCUGGCGCCUCUGCAGGAAACUGCUCCGCCCACCGCCUGUCGUCAGCCUCCACGACAACUGCAUCAAGCCCUCGGACGAUGAGGAGUCCAGCGAGUCUGAGACGGAAGACGAUGACGAUGACAGUGACAUGGGCUCCACGACGGACAGCUCGGAGGCAAGUGGUGGGGCGCUUCCCCAGCCCCAGCCGGCCUUCAUCCAGAAGCUGGUGGUCUUCAUGGCCGGCCUGAGGCUGCUGAUUUCCUCAGUCAUGAACACGGCCGGGAAGGUGGUGGUGACCAUCCAACUUUGCUUAGCAGGUAUCGCCUUGCCCUCUCUGACGUCUAGCGUGUACUUUGGGGCCUUUCUGAUGUUGGUGUGGUUGUGGGUGUACAAUCGGCCGGUGUCUUUGCUGGCGUUCAGCAGCAUGUGUGUGAUGAUGACCAUCUUCAGUGCCGGACACAUCUUCGGCCUCUAUCUUUACCAGCUCCCCCUGCUGCAGGAGUGCAUUCCUCCGCACGACGUCUACGCAAGGCUGUUUGGCAUGACUGCCUUCAUCCUCACCAACUCCUCUGAGCCCCACAGACUGCAGCUGCAGCCAGACGUCUCGUGGCCCGUCUUCAUCAACCCCCUGCUGCUGCUGCUGCUCUACUUCACCCUGGUGGCGCUGAUGCACAAAUGGGUCCACAUAGACCCAGAGGAGGUAGAGGGGAUCGAGCUAGCUGCUAUGUGUGAGAUACCUCCUAGCUUCUCAGAAGUCAUGUCCCCAUCACCCACCAGCCUAGAGCCGUUUGAACUCGUGAUGAGCAGUAGAUGGGAGAAGCACAGCGUUCCAUCUCUGGACUCUCAGAUGUCCGACAUGCUGCUCCCUGAGUGUCAAGUGUCAGACAUGCUCCUCCCAGAAUGCUUUGCUCUACCUGUAUACAGACCACAAGACUACCUAAGUGAUGCAUCAGAGGAAGCGACGGUGGACCUGACGGAGCAGACCGAUGAUGUCAUAACGGGUGUCUCCGAGGCAACGGCCCCUGAGGAACAGCCUGGUGGACUGGCCCUCUUUGGAGCCUUCGUCCUGAAGCAGAGCUAUGCUCCCGCUCUCAUCAUCAUGAUGGUGUGGAGCAUCACCUACACGUCGUGGCUGGGCUUUGUGCUGCUGGUCUGGUCGUGUCUGAUCUGGAUGAUGCGUGACCGCCGCUACUACGCCAUGCUGAGCGCCCCCUUCCUGGCCGCCUACGGCAGCGGGCUGCUGGUGUCCAGCUUCAUCAGCGCCUUCCGGCUGCACCGCCACGAGCUCUUCCCCGGCAUACCCGCGGCCGUGCUCAUAGACUUCGACCUCUACGGCUACGACGCGCCCUGCGUUCACCUCGGGGUCAAGGUGGGCUACACCUUCACCUUCUGGAUGAUGCUGCACCAGCAGCUGAAGGAGAGAGCUGAGAAGAGCCAGCAGAACCAGGACCAGGAAAGCCCAGAGCUCAAAAGUCAAACACUGUUUAGUGGUGAGCAGCCGGUCAGUUUGGUGGUGGUGCUGGGAGGUCUGGUGAAGGGUAUCAUGGUGAAGUACUGGAUCUUCCUCUGCUGCUCCAUGUUCUUCGUGGUCAGCUUCUCAGACAGGGUGAUGGUCUACAAGAUCCUCUACAUCGGCCUCUUCCUCUUCUGCGUGGUGCUCUAUCAGGUGCACUAUGACAUGUGGAGGCGUACGCUGAAGCACUUCUGGGCCGUGGUGGUGGGCUACUCCAUGUUCGUGCUGAUUGCCAUCUACAUGUACCAGUUCAAGACCGUCUCGGGCCUCCUGCAACACAUCUUUGGCAUGUCUGUGGAAGGGCUGGGAGACCUGGGCCUGGAGCAGUAUGCAACGGUGGAGCUGUUUGCGCGUAUCCUGCUGCCUGCCUUCUUCCUGCUGGCCUGCAUCCUGCAGCUGCACUACUUCAACGCAGACUUCCUGACACUCACAGACCUCGACAACAUCACCGUGCAGGACAAGGCCGCCAGUGAUGAGGAGCUGAAAGAGAAAGUGAUGGUCAUUUCUAACGCACUCAAGAAAGAGCAGAUGAGUGCAGCAGGGAGCGUCGCUACUUUGGACAUGGACAAACAGUCAAUGGACAAGAAGAAGCUGUCUGUGGACAAGCUCUCUGUGGACAAGGACAAACUCUCUGUGGACAAGGACAAACUGUCCAUGGACGAUAGCAAAGUUUGUUUGGACAAGCUGUCACUGGACAAGCAGUCGGUGGACAACAGCAAGUCCUCUUUAGACAAUAGCAAAGUCUCUUUGAACAACAGCAAGGUGUCCUUGAAUGAGGACAAAUUGCUUCAGGACAAGGACAAGGUCAGAGUCUCCUUUGACAAGAGUAACGUAUCUUUUGACUCAGACAAGAAAGAAGACACGGCGGAGGAAGAACAGACUCCGGUGAACCAAUGGCUGCUGGUGGUGGAUCGUGCCUCAGUGCUCUUCCUGCAGGUGAUCCAUCUGCUGCACAGGGCGCAGGCCCUCUGCUGGCGCCUCCUGGAACUGCACAGCCUCAAACUGCUCUCCACCGGCAUCAUCUGGGUUAGCUUGCAGGAGGUGUGUCUGAUGAACUUUGUGUUCCUGGUGCUGUGGACGGUGGCUCUGCCCCUGCCUCACCUGCGCCGCAUGGCCUCCAGCGUCUCCAGCGUCUGGGCCUGUGUCAUCGUCGUCUGCAAGAUGAUGUACCAGCUCAACGUCAUCAAGCCACCAGAGUACUCCUCCAACUGCACGGUGGGCUUGGUGUCCAUCAAUGGCACCUGGUCUGUGUCCAACAUGGAGGAGCUCUUGAGGAAGUCCCUCCUGUAUGUGGACCCAGUGGACCCGGCCGUGUGGUUCGGGGCUCUCUUCAAAUGUGGCGAUCGCAUCCUACCAUGCCUCAAGAACCACCUGCUGGUCCUGGGCCUGCUGGUGUUUGACGUGACCAUCACCCGGCGGCAGCUGCACUACCGUCUCCGCAGCGACGUGAAGGUGCCGCCCACCAACACCAUCUUCCAGGGCGUCACGCGGCAGCACCUUGACCACGGCCUGCUGCCCUGCCUCAAGUACUUCAUCAACUACUUCUUCUACAAGUUCGGCCUGGAGGUUUGCUUUGUGGUGGCGGUGAAUGUGAUUGGCCAGAGGAUGGACUUCUUUGCGCUGCUGCAUUCGUUCGCCCUGAUCGCCGUGCUCUCCCACCGCAGGAGGAAGGCCAUCGGGGAGGUGUGGCCCAAGUACUGCUACUUCACCGCCGGCCUCAUCGUGCUGCAGUAUCUACUCUGUCUGGGCUUCCCGCCCGCCUUCUGCUUUGACUAUCCAUGGAGGACCUCUGCUGGAGCACUCACCUCCAACCUGAUUAAGUGGCUCUACCUGCCCGACUAUGCCAUGCAGCCCAACCCUGAAUUCAUUCUCUUUGACUACCUGCUGCUGCUGGUGGCGUCUCUACAGUGGCAGGUGUUUGAGGAGGAGAACAGGGCGGCGGUGCGGCUCCUGGCCGGGGAGAACGUGGAGAUCAGCCGCUGCCUGGACCCCUCCACCCUCAACCAGUACACGCCCGUCUCCAACUACCUGCACUGCAGGUCCUACCUGGACAUGGUGAAGGUGUUUGUGUUCAGCUACUUCUUCUGGCUGGUGCUGUGUCUGAUCUUCAUCACGGGCACCACGCGCAUCAACAUCUUCUGCCUGGGCUACCUGCUGGCCUGCUUCUACUUCAUGCUGUUCGGCGGCCAGCUGCUCAUGCAGCCCGUCUGCUACGUGCUGCGCCUCUGGGACUGGCUCAUCGCCUACACCUGCGUGGUCAUCUGCCUCAAGAACCUGCUCUCGCUGGGCUCGUGUGUGUACGUUGGCAGCUUGCUGAAGAACGGUUGUUGGUUGAUCCAGUCCUUCAGCCUGUUCUGCACCAUCAAAGGAUAUGAUCUCCCUCCCCCAGACGAUGACUGCGAGCUGCCUGAGGGCGAGGCGGGUAUCGUGUGGGACGCCAUCUGCUUCAUCGUGCUGCUGGCCCAGAGGAGGAUCUUCCUCAGCUACUACUUCCUCUACAUGGUCUCCGACCUCAAGGCCUCCAAAAUACUCGCCUCCAGGGGUGCUGAGCUUUUCGAGGCGAAAGUGAAAAAGCGUGUAGCAGCCCGACUGGAGAUGGAGAAGAAAUCUGUGGAGGCAUUAAAGAAAGAUAUGGAGAAAAUCAAAUCCCAACAGAAAGAACCAAAGGAAAAACCAACAGACUUGGAAAUCGCAGUCAGUCCAAAGAAAGAUUGUGAUGGAGGGAAAUGGUGGAAACCCUGGCAAUCGCAACCAGGUGUUGGUGACAAUUGUGGCUAUGAGUUGUUUGUGAGUGACAGUGAGGAGGAAGAGGAGGAGACACAGGAGCAGUCAGAGGAAGACAUCACUCCCAAGAAGAAGUCCGCUUUUCAGCUUGCGUACGAGGCGUGGGUAGCAGGAGCCAAAUCAGCCCUGAAGAGGCACCAGAAGGAGGAGACCAAACUGAAGAAGGAGGAGAGACGCCAGAUGAAGAAAGAACAGCAGGAGAAAGGACUGUUGAGAGCUGAGUCUAGUGAAGACGAACUGGAGGAGACUGAAGACGAAGGAGAGGAAGAGAAGGAAAAAGAGAACAUUCUGGAGCGCGUCAUCAGCACCUUGACUCUGCUGUGGGUCUUCCUCAUGUCCCUCAUGGAUGACCUCACCUCAGGACUCAACUCCUUCUGCAAAGACAACCUGGACAUCUCUAGAGUCCUGAAACACGAGAGAACCUUGCUGAGCGAGCAGCAGAAUAAGGGGCGAAACGUGACCCAGGAGAGUAUCCGGCAGUACUAUCGGAGCUGGAUGUCCCGACAGAACACGCAGGCCUCCCUGUACCCCACUGAUGACCUAGGGCCACCCCCCUCCUCCCCCCCAGCCAUGCCCACCUCCCCCCGCAGAUACUCCAAACUACCCAGUGCCGGGUCCAGGAUCUCAUGGGGCAGCAGUGUAUCCAGCUGCAUGACUGAUGAGACGAUGCUGGGCUCUCGGCAGCCCACUCAGGAGGACCUGGACGACGUGCCGCUGCCUCCUCCUCCUCCAGCGAGGAGCGCCGGGGCCCAGGAGCUACGCCGCAAGCUGCUCAAGGCGGCCUGCGUAGACCUCAGCUCCUUUGACACCGAGUACCAUCCCAGAGAUGCCGUGGAUGAGGAGAGUGACUCCUUGGAAGAGGACGGCUGUGUUGAGAGGAGCAUUUCCCUUGAGGACGAUGAGGCUUCUGAAGACAGCGACUCUUCUGAAGGAGAGGAUGGAGAACUCAAACACCUGGGUUCUGCUGAAGACAUGGAUUCUGCUGAGGAGGACGGGGCCAUUGAAGUAGGCGGUUUUGUUGGAGAUUCAUCUGAAAGUGAGCGGCUCAUUGACACUGAUGAUGAAGAAGAGGAUGAUGAUGGGAGGAAGGUUGAACUAAGAGAUGACGAGGAACGGAAGGAGUUCAGAGAUGAAGAGGAGCGGGAGGAGUUCAGAGAGGAGCAUAAGCAUCCCCUGGAGGUGGAGUUGGAGUCGUGUGAGAAAGAUGUGGAAGAGGACCCCGAUGAAGACAUCCCAGAGCCUGGGGCCCUGGACGAGAGGACACGAGCCCUAACAGCCAGCGAACUCCUGCUGAAUGACAUGUUCCACAGCCGAGAGAUAGAGGAGUCUGAUAAGUUCUACCACGCGCUGCCGCGGCCGCUGCGUCUGCUCUUUGCCCUCUACAACCUGAUGGUGUCCCAGUCGGAGAUGCUGUGCUACUUCGUCAUCAUCCUCAACCACAUGGUGUCGGCCUGCCUUCUGUCGCUGGUGCUGCCCAUCCUGCUCUUCCUCUGGGCCAUGAUGUCUGUACCGCGCCCCACCAAGCGCUUCUGGAUGACCGCCAUCAUCUACACCGAGGCCAUUGUGUUUGUGAAGUACUUCUUCCAGUUUGGCUUUUUCCCGUGGACCACCUCCACAUACCGUGGCAUCAAUGCCGAGCGUCCGUUUGCGAUGCCCAACAUCGUGGGCGUGGAGAAGAAGGACGGCUAUGUGCUGUUUGACCUGAUACAGCUGCUGGCACUCUUCUUCCAUCGCUCAAUUCUCAAGUGUCAUGGCCUCUGGGACAACAAGGAGGUGGAGAUGCCCGAUUUCUUCAAGAAAUUGAAGAAGAAGACAGAGAAGAAGAAGAUGAAGGAGGGAGGAGCGAGGAGGGCAACAGAGGACAACAGUGACGCGCCACGCAGAAGGUUUCCCUUCCUGUCUCAGCGGAGUCUUCCCACCUCCGCCAUCUUCCAGAGAUGGAACACCAUCACCAGCUCAGAGGGUAGUCGCAAGGCAAAGAGACGCCAUUCCAAAAAGAAGAAGCAUGUCAACCGUGUGCCCUUGACCCGUAAGCAGCGCAUCCGCAAAGCCAUCAGAGAGAGGGCACUGGUGGUCAAAGCUGCUCUUAUCGAGGUUGGCCUUCACAUAUACCUUCCCAUCAGGCAGUUCUUCUAUGACAUCAUCCAUCCAGAGUACAGUCCUGUAUGUGACGUCUAUGCCCUGAUGUUCCUCAUCGACGUCAUCAACGUCAUAAUUACUACUUUUGGAUACUGGGCCUUUGGGAAACACAGCGCUGCAGCAGACAUCACUGAGUCGCUGGGGGAGGACCAGGUUCCCGAGGCCUUCCUGGUCAUGCUGCUCAUCCAGUUUGCCACCAUGGUGGUGGACCGCGCCCUCUACCUCCGCAAGACCCUGCUGGGGAAGUGCGUCUUCCAGGUGGUCUUGGUGUUCGGCAUCCACUUCUGGAUGUUCUUCAUACUGCCCGGGGUGACGGAACGGAGGUUCAACAGGAACUUUGUGGCACAGCUGUGGUACAUGGUGAAGUGUGUGUACUUCGGCCUGUCCGCCUACCAGAUUAAGUGUGGCUACCCAAACAGAGUGCUGGGAAACUUCCUCACCAAGAACUACAACUACAUCAACCUCUUCCUCUUCCAAGGGUUCCGGAUGAUUCCCUUCCUGACGGAGCUGCGUGCGGUGAUGGACUGGGUGUGGACGGACACCACCCUCAGCCUGUCCAGCUGGAUCUGUGUAGAGGACAUCUACGCCAACAUCUUCAUCCUCAAAUGCUGGAGGGAGUCAGAGAAGAAAUAUCCACACGUCCCGGGCCAGAAGAAGAGUAGAGUUGUCAAGUACGUCAUGGGAGGCACAAUCAUCUUCAUCCUUAUCUUCACCAUCUGGUUCCCCUUACUCUUCAUGUCAUUGGUCAAAUCUGUGGCUGGAGUGACCAAUCAGCCUUUGGAUGUCUCCAUUCAGCUUAGCAUCGCAGGAUAUGAGCCAUUGUUCACCAUGAAUGCCCAGGAGCAGAACUUACUGUCUUACUCAAGUGCAGCUUACAGCAAACUCACCAACAAAUAUGCCACUCAUCCGUCUGCUAUGCAGUUCCUGGUGAACUACAUGCCUGAGGAUAUUGUGAUAGCAAAGAUCAAGAGUGACGCUAGCCUUCAGUGGAGCAUCAGUCCAGCCAGCAGAGACGCCAUGAUUUUAGAACUGAGCAAUUCUUCACAUGUUUACAUCACAUUGAAUUGGAGAUUGUUAAGAAAUGCUAGCAUCUCCAUGAACUUUGAGACCAUGGGCGAGUACACCAUCAAGUAUGAAGAUCCAGCACUGAUAGAUGACAUCGUCCAGAUGUUGAAAGGAAAUCACAGCAGUGUUGUGGUUCUAGAAUCUCUGUUGCCAAAGUAUCUCCGUGGGCCUUCAGGACCAGAAUCAAAGAUGGCUCAUCGGCUCAUUGUGGACGACCUUGAUCCAGACGAUGUUGCAGACUACGCUUUCUUCCGACCCCUGGCAAUCAAGCUGAGGCAGACCAAUCAGAGCUCAGAGGGGGUGGUCCCUCAGUGGUGGGUGGUGGAGGAGUGUAUCCCAGGACGUCAGCCAAUGAAGUGCCAGAGCAUCCAGCUGCUCAUCUUCAGUGACAAAGUCAGCCCUCAAAGCCUCAACUUUUUAGCAGGAUAUGGGAUUGCGGGCAUGUACCUGUCGGUGGUGCUGGUGAUUGGGAAGUUUGUGCGCGAGUACGUCAACGGCAUCUCUGGAGGCAUCAUGAGAGACGAGCUGCCCUGCGUGGACCGCGUGCUGAAGCUCUGCACGGACAUCUUUGUGGUGCGCGAGACGGGCGAGAUGGAGCUGGAGGAGAAGCUGUUUGAGAAGCUCAUCUUCCUCUACCGCUCGCCAGAGACUAUGAUCAAGAUGACCAGGGACAAGAAGAAUGACUAGUGUAUCCAGGUGCAAUUCUGUCUUGGUCAAGGAACUUCUACAAGCUGUUGAGGCAUGCCAGGGAGGUUCCUCAAGGAAAUCAUUAUGGUAUUGGCACAUGUUUCCUACUUUAAGUCAAACUUAACUCCUUACUGAAGAACAAAAACAAUGUCCAUGACGUGGAUGAAGAAUAGAACAAGAGGUCAUCUGGGCCCCUGAAAAAAAACAACCAUUUGUGUUCAUUUCCAUGUCAUCAGAGCAAAGCUUUGAUUUUUUGAAAAAGCACAUGAAGUGGACUACAGUCAAAGGAAUGUUGUGUCACAGAAGAUUUCCCUGGGCAGAGAAGUGUAACUUUCUACAUUUUUAACUGUCUUAUUGUCUUCACAAUAAAGAGUAGAUACAGGGCUUGUACAACUCAAGCAUGUGAAAGGGCAGUUGAUAAAGACCAAUUAGUAUGCAUGGAAAUAUAAAUAUCACAUUUGAUGACUAUAUAGUAAUAGUAAAAUACCCCUGAUGUUCCUUGACCCCAUUCGCAAACUAGAAAUCCACUCAGAGAGUGCAGCCCUCAGCCAAGGAAGCUGUUUGAAAGAACAUUUGACUGUUUUGUUUUUGUGGAGUCACAGUAGAAACAGGAUUGUCAAAUUGUGCCCUAUCCCACAAUGGUGAAGAAUUUUUUUUUUUAAAUCCUGGAUCUGGAUCACCACAAAAAUUUAAUCACUAGUUAAUUUUGUCAUUUCCAACAACUCCACAAAAUUUCAUGAAAAUUUGGAGUUAUCCUGCUGACAGGCAAACAGACAGACAAACCAAUGCGACCGAAAACAAAACCUCCUUGGUGGAGGUAAUUAACCAUAUGGUUAAUCAGCUGUCCAUGUGCGAUGCAAACAAUUGCAAAUUCUGAAACCUUGAUGAUGUCAGUCACAUUGAGCGGUGUGCCCUUGUCAGCCCUUGAUAACAAGCCUUUAAGCCAAAUAAAUUUAUACUUUGGUCAUGUGGUCAUCACUCCGACACCUGGAAACCAUAGUCCAGUACAAGAUGUGUGGAGAACCAUUCGCUAUUAAUGUAAAGACUUGAAUAAGCUGAGAAGCACAUCACUUGACUCCAUCUCCAUCACCACCACCUCAGUAAAGUUUAUGAGCUCUGUUUCAAAUGUGCUCAGUUUCAGUAGAUUAAAGGUUCACACUGUUUUCUACAAUUGUUAACAUGUCAUUCAAGCAUUCUAAAAAACAGAUUAAACAAUGCACCUGUGAAGAUGCUCCUUCAUGCAGGUUAUGAUGAUGUCCUGUUGCUUCCAACUAAAUCCUAUUUUAAAGAUGAUGACUAAACACCCAAAAGUUACCUACAGAGAUAAUAAAAUUGUGACGUACAUCACAAAGACUGAACAUCUUAAGCGGCUAUCGGAAGUAGUUAUAUUCCAUUAAGGUUCAUUUUGGUUUAUUUCAAUACAUGUCUUUUAAGUACUUUUCAGCUACAGUUUGAUGAAAAUAAAAGAAUGGCAUGAAAUGAAUAAAAUUUGUUUCAAAUGUC
Messenger RNA from Engraulis encrasicolus (European anchovy), 10922 nucleotides. RefSeq names its product piezo-type mechanosensitive ion channel component 2. Bases 867 to 9419 code for a protein of 2850 amino acids. The record is from RefSeq and is a predicted model, not a curated record. The transcript has 55 exons. Gene Ontology annotation, cellular component: membrane. Lineage: Eukaryota; Metazoa; Chordata; Actinopteri; Clupeiformes; Engraulidae. Gene Ontology annotation, molecular function: mechanosensitive monoatomic ion channel activity.